Molecule: messenger RNA, 3963 nt
Organism: Ostrea edulis (European flat oyster)
Lineage: Eukaryota; Metazoa; Mollusca; Bivalvia; Ostreida; Ostreidae
Exons: 12
Coding region: 169-3306 (1045 amino acids)
Source: RefSeq, a predicted model, not a curated record
GCACACGUCUGAAGGUGUGACUGAUUACAAGGUCGACAUAACUGAUAGUCAUGCAACAGGUCAUCUGUCGUUGUAGAAGGUGACUACAGAUAGGUUCCAAGACUAUAAAGUUCUUUUACAGACUGUGAGAGUGAUAGGUUUCUAGUUCUAGUUAAAUAGGAAGACAAUAUGAAGUUCUGCCUGGCAGUUUUGUGUCUUGGAGUAGUAUUUGCGGCUAACCAUCAUGGCCUGACAUUGGACCAGAUCGCCCAGAUGGUCGUCGCAAAGAUGGACCAAAACGCUGAUGGAAAUUUAACUGUAGACGAAAUGAACAACGAAUUUGUUGUACACUAUGACCACGACGGAAACUCUUGUGUCAGCAGCCAUGAGUUUGUGCACCAGUGGAGUCAUGACUACCAUGACGACCAUCAUGCUUCAGAGAACAUGUUCUCUCACCUGGACAUAACUAGUGACCAAUGCUUGAGUAAAGACGAUCUAGUGAUGCAUCAUAUGGCAAUGGACAUUAACAAUGAUAACACUGUGACUUCUGCGGAAUUCACCGAAUGGCUACAUCAUAUCUGUCAAGUGACUCUUUUAAAAGAAAAUGAGUAUUUUUGUGGAAAUAAGCCAGCAGAUAUCGUUGUUUUACUUGACUCUUCCAACAGCAUAUGGAAUCCAAAUUUUCGAACACAGAUUAACUUCGUGAAAAAUGUGACCGCCAUGUUCGACAUUGGAAUCAACACAACUCGCGUUGGUGUCGUGACCUACAAUACGGACGUCGUAGAGGAAAUAGGACUAGGGGACUACACUGACAAAACAGAUCUCUUACUGGCCCUAGAAAACAUACAACAAAGGGAGGGGUACGAUACAAACACAUUUCAAGCAAUUUCAUACAUGCGCAAACGUAUGUUUAAACGCACAUUCCGAGAGAGAGGGCACGCCGCCAAAAUAGGAAUUAUUGUCACUGAUGGCCAGUCCUCUAACGUUCUAUUGACUGUGUGGGAAGCUGCAAAAACCAAGCGGAGGGGCAUCCGUCUGUUCGCCAUUGGUAUUGGUUAUAACACCAAUCCACGGGAACUUAAAGGAAUUGCUAGUAAACCUGAAAGUGACCAUGUUUUCAAAAUCGACAAUUUUGGAGCCUUGGAGUCUAUCAAACAGAUAUUGGCGGUCCGUACCUGUGAAGUAAUACCAGAAACCACGACUACGACUACAACCACUACAACAACCACAGCACCUACUACAACGACUACACCAACUACAACCACGCCUACUACAACAACCACGCCUACUACUACAACCACGCCUACUACUACAACAACGCCUACUACAACAACCACGCCUACUACUACAACAACGCCUACUACAACAACCACGCCUACUACAACAACCACGCCUACUACUACAACCACGCCUACUACUACAACAACGCCUACUACAACAACCACGCCUACUACAACAACCACGCCUACUACAACAACCACACCUACUACUACAACCACGCCUACUACAACAACCACACCUACUACUACAACAACGCCUACUACAACAACAACGCCUACUACUACAACAACGCCUACUACAACAACCACUACACCUACAACUACAACAAUACCUACUACAACGACAACACCAACUACGACCACGACACCUACUACAACGACUACGCCUACUACAACCACAACACCCACUACAACCACAACACCUACUACAACAACCACGCCUACUAAAACAACCAUGCCCACUACAACCACAACACCUACAACUACCACCACACCUACUACAACAACCACGCCUACUACAACAACCACGCCUACUACAACUACAACACCUACUACAACAACCACGCCUACUACAACUACAACACCUACUACAACGACCACGCCUACUACAACGACCACGCCUACUACAACCACCACACCUACUACAACCACAACACCCACUACUACCACCACACCUACUACAACCACCACACCCACUACAACCACCACACCUACAACUACCACCACAUCUACUACAACCACCACACCUGCUACAACAACCACGCCUACUACAACACCAACGACUACGGAAACUCCUACAACUAAGCUUACGACAACUACAAUCCCUACGACAACAACGACCUCAUUACUACAAUAUGUGAGACAAGCAUGUUCCGGUGACAAAAACGAUGUUAUGAUAGCUAUCGAUUCAUCAAACAACGUUCGGAACUACGAAUUCAAUUUACAACUUAAAUUCGUGGCUGCCUUAGCGAGAAAUAUGAACCAUUUAAAGCACAGUACCCAUAUAGGUGCAAUAUCCUAUAGCAAUGCCAUAAGUAAUAUUGUAAGUCUUGGCGAAUCGCAAAAUAUCCAUUAUAUCGAAGGAAAGUUAGAUAAUACGAACAGAACUUUUGGUAGAGGUAGAGUAAACGAGGCUAUCCGAUACAUAAGGACAAAAGGUUUCCGAAGAAGUUCAAUCAGAAAGGACGCCACACAAAUUGGAAUCAUCAUAACAGCUAGUCCUGGAACAUACAUCCAUAAAACAAAGAGGCAGGCAACAAAGGCAAGGGACACUGGGAUUAUUUUGAUAGCUGUUGGUUUAGGAGACAUCAAAGUGGAAGAGUUAAAAGCUAUAUCCGGUACGUCGGACGGAAGUCUACAGUACCACCUUCCUUCCGCAAGAUACCUGUUUGGAAACCUGGCAAAUCUAGCUUUUGAAAUCUGCAAAAUUGAUAGGAAUUCAGUUAAGGCGUUAUCGGAUAAAUCAUGUGGUUCACGCCAGGAGGCGGAUUUCAUGUUUAUGUUGGAUAGUGUAAAUGCCGGGAAAACUAACACCCGGAAAACUUUAGCUUUUAUACAAGACUUAUUGAAGGAUGUGGAUGUAAGCCCACGAAAGGUGCGAGUAGGUGUCAUGUCAACCGAACCAGAGUGCAAGAAGGACUUCACUGGAUUUAACCUUAACACGUACAAACACAAUAAGAAAAUUAACCGCGCUUUGGAAAGGGUCAAAGGUGCUGAUGUAUCAGCAGUGUUGAAAAAAUUGAGAAAAACUAUGAUUUCACGAGCUAAAGGUGGAAGAAAAGGAGCAAAAAAGAUUGCCAUUUUGUUUAUAGAUGAGGGUCUGGAGGACCCGGUAAAAGCCUUCUUAGAAGCAAAUAGAGCCAGCAUUCAGGGGAUAGAAGUAUACGUCGUGAAAAUUGGCAAAGGUCUUGCAUAUGAAAGCGAUAGGCUCCAACAAAUAAUGAGUGAUGAGGGUUUUAAACAGAACAACGUCUACCAUAUCUCGAAUUACGAUGACCUUCCCAACAUCAAACAGAAGAUUUGGUACAAUAUCUGUGAUGAGCUCUGAUCGAGAUCUGAGAUGCACUCUUGAAUCGGGACCAAUGGUAUCUACCAGAACGGAAACCUUGCACUUGGCAUGACAGAGAUGUUCCAGGGCUGAUGUUUUCUUUUUUAUUCCACUUCCCCAAUAACACAUUUGAUACAGUGCGCUUAUAAAUAGCCCAGGGCCAUGUGCAACAGCUAUCUGAUAAUAGUCUACCGGGGAGAGGAGGAAAUAGUCUGGUCAACGAAACGGUUAUGUAAGGACACUGCGCAUGCGUCCGCUCCUUAGAACGAUUAUUUUCAUAUCAACAAUACAUGUAAGAUCAAAAAAUCAAAUUACUUUGAACUCUGGGGAAAUAGACUAUGGGUAUGAAAUACUUGACUCUAUGCAAAUUGUGAUAUUGCAUUCUGGGUAUACGGAUUAAUUUGAAGCUGUUGUGGUAUAGUACAAGCUUCAAAUGAAAGUGUGAAUCUAAAUAAUGUAAGAAUGUGUUGUAUAAAUGAUACUGUAUGUAAGAAUUCCGUAACGAUAUGUUAACUUUGAGUGUGGAUACUUGUGUUGUAUUAUAUGAUGUUGCUAUUUUUAUACCUUCUGGUUACAAAAAUGUUCUAUGGUUUUCAAAGUGUUUUUAUAAUUUCAUUACAAAUGUUUAUCAAAAUUAAAAAAAUCACAAAUAUUUGA